UUGCAUCAUAAUUUUAUCAUCUAUAAUUGUUUUCAGCCUUUUCUUGUUCUAUCUGAUGUCAGUGGAGGCCGUCGUGCUGAAGUAUUUGAUAUAGACUUUGCCCCUAGUCUCUUUAACACUAGCAAAAGAUUGUCUGCUAACGGACAUCUUUCUGAAAAUUUUCUAUCGGAUUCAUGCCUGAAUGAAGACAUAUCCGAGCCGCCACUUCUUUUAGCGACUGUAUGCGAAAGACCUGAUGGUGGAACACUUCGAAUUUGGCGUAUUCCUUUUCCACCUUCUGCCAAUUCCGGCAUCUUGCCCAAAUCUCUUCGCGCAAUCAGCAGAUUAAAAGGCCGCCCAGCUACUAAGCGGUCCGUUAAAAACGCGCGGCUCAUGCAUGCAGAUACGCAUCACUCAGUUUAUUCACAUCAGCAACAGAAAAGUAGGCCAGAUUACCGUUUACUUGACGAUCUUCCAUCAUCUGGUAGGACAUUUGAAGCAUCUGAAAGCUCGCUCAACCCCGACGCCUCUGUCCUUCAGGGCGCAGUCAUCUUGGAAGAGUCUGUUCCGCAUGCAGAAGCAUGGGCAUCCAAAGAACAGAUAAGAAUACCUGUUCAAGAAAGCCCAAAGGACUCUCUUAAUUCUCCUACAAUGAAUCGUAAAACGAUUGUUAAAUCCGUAUGUCAUUGUAUUUAUAUGAAUAUUAUAGUAAGCGAUCAUUAA
Messenger RNA from Protopolystoma xenopodis, 702 nucleotides. NCBI's taxonomy places the organism in Eukaryota, Metazoa, Platyhelminthes, Monogenea, Polystomatidea, Polystomatidae. The record is from the annotation of a GenBank genome assembly.